CUGCCCAUGAAAUGAAAUUGGGAUUCCACGAUCGAGUUCCAGGUCACAUACCAAUCCAUACUGAACAACAACGUCUGCGUUUUCGCCGCUUCACAGCUCCGAUUUAGAAAAGGUUAUUGGGAUUAUAUCCCUUGAAUUCAGUGCCACCCUCAUUACAGAUCCCGGAGUGGUUGGAUUUUCUGGCGCACGGCAAUCCAGCAUGGGCCUACUCUCUGAAGAUCCGGAUCCCCAACUGACUUACCAAUAUUCCGUUGAUAGUUUCUUAUCCCCAACCUCCUCCGACUCCUUGAUGGGACAAGUUAGCAAAACGCUCAUUGAAAUCAUUAUUCCGGAUCAUGAGUGGAAGUUUGUUUAUAGGGUUCCGACAGACACACUCGUUCGUGAACUUCUUCGACGUAUUUUCACCACAUGCCGCCUAGACGUUGUGGAAUAUGCAAACUAUGGUCUGUACAUGCCACCACAAGGAGUACAGAAGGGAAAAUUUCUUCAAGAGGAACGCCCUUUAUGUGAAUAUCCUCAGUUAAUGCCCCCACUCGGUAGCGCCAGUGAAAACAGGCAAUCGAAUGCUCGCUACGUGGAUGGGAUACCCAUGAGCGCGCACAAGUUCAGAUACAUCAAUUCUAAAAGUCACCAGAAGCAAUUUCUCUCGGCGAUUCGGGAGCGAAAUAUUCGCCGAAUGGAUGAUAUGCUAGAUCGUGGUCUGGACCCAAAUUUUCAGUAUAGUUCCACAGGCGAGACUCCGCUUUGUUGCGCCACGCUGCAGCCAUUCUCCAAAGAUUUGAUUUUAAAACUGGUCGAGAAAGGUGCACUUCUGGAGUUCCGCGAUGAUGACGGUUUCACCCCUUUGCACCGGGCAGCCAUAUGUGGAAAUCUGGAGUCUAUCAAGGUUCUUUUAGACCUUGGAAUGAACCCGAAUGUGCGGGAUGGCAAGAGUCUGACACCGUUAUACUAUGCCGUAUCCCGAGAUAUUCCCACAAAAUGUAUUGCCCUUCUGCUCUACGAUCACGCUAUUCUGGGGGUUGUAGACGACAAAAACAGACAAGAAGUUCAUCAGGAAAGUUGUAUUUGUUUAACAUUCCAACUUUUUUGGCGAGCCUGCUUGUUUGACAAACCUGGACACCUGGAACAGCUCAUCAUUUACGGAGCUGACCUUGAUGCCCAAACCUCCAACUUGGACACAGCCCUGCACAUUUGCGCUCUGAACAACCACGAAACUUGCCUACGUCUACUGCUUAAACACGGAGCCACCAGAGAUAUGGUAAAUGCCUCGGGACAGACACCCUCGGAAGUGGCACUCUUAACUGGCUUGAGGAAACUGGCAGAACUCAUAGACAACUUCCCCGAUGAGGAAAUAGUGCGAACAUCCAGAACACCUAUUUAUAACACGGACCGGAGGCCGACUGCGGGUGGUCCUCGAGCAGCCUUGGAAGCUCACAGAGCCCGUCAUAGUUUUGGUGACCUGCCCAACUCCCUAGACCGACUCAGUUCGCUUGGCCUUAGCCCAAAUCCACGCUCUAUGUCCAAUUUCACCCGCUCCAUGGGAUCUGUUGAGGUACGGUAUACGGACGGUUCGGUCGUAGGUCUCAAUAACGGUAACCCACUGGACGGUCGGCGAUCAAAUUCUGUACCGGCCAAUCAAUAUAUCGAUGAAAUUUUCCCAAAUACACCUGCAGCAAGAGCUGGAUUAAAAGCUGGGGAUUAUUUGCUUGAAGUGAAUGGAGAAAACGUACGGGAUGCGUGUCAUCAGCACGUGGCUUCACUCAUCGCGGGAUCUGGUCCAAGAGUGACCCUAAAGGUGGUGGGCGGAGCUACAAAUGGAGCACCACCAAGGCGGAGAAUUCAAAUUAUUGAUCGACGUCAAUCUAACUAUGUGCGACCGCAAAAUUCAACGGAGGUACGCCGAUCGUCCUCACACGAUCAGGCCUGUAUAGGGGCCUACUGUCCCCCGAUAACCCUGUCUUUAUCUCGUCGGUAUGAAUACCGAAAACCUUCACCGGCCAACGCAGACUACGAAGGUCUAUCAAGCAUGACUACGGGCGACUAUUCUCCGACUCUAACUCGGGAAGUUUGUAUCCGGACUCUGACCAGAUCUCGGAAUUCUAGUAGUUCAACAGUUAACUCCUUGACGGAUGCAGAAAGCGACGUCAGUUUUUCAAAUGGACAAGCUAGUUCCACCACAUCUACCAAGGAGGACUUCCUUUUCACGCCACACGUCAAGGUUUUACGAGAAAAUAAUACCACUAUCCCACUAUCCAAGGUCACUAUAUCACGGGAAAUUGAUGGAAAUACAAUACCUCAUCCUCGCAUAACAGAUAAAAUCCGUUUUGCGUCCGGCACUCUGGACGAAGAAAUUCCACUUUACGAGUCUGUGGAUUUUACAUCCACGGAAGAGCAACUGGAUGCGCCAACCGAAUAGCAGUGCACAGUCUGGUCAAAUUCACGCAACCGAACCCCGAAAUACGAUUUUGUGAUUGUUUGGUUUAGGCCAACUCAUAUUCCGCAAAGAUCAGUUUCAACCAGAUUCUGCCGUUUUUAUGCUUUGUCCACAAAUUGUAUGCGAAUUAAUGAACCCAAGAGUUUUAUACAGUUGUCUUCUUAGUCACCUCUCCACUUAUAAACAUUCAUGUUGAUUUGUACCCUUGCUGCAAGUGCCUCAGUAGAAACUGCUAUAUUGGAUCUAUAUCGUGAUAAAAGUAUUCACAGAACCCCUCAUCUUUUU
This is a messenger RNA of Opisthorchis viverrini, 2719 nucleotides long. RefSeq lists its product as hypothetical. Bases 200 to 2416 code for a protein of 738 amino acids. NCBI's taxonomy places the organism in Eukaryota, Metazoa, Platyhelminthes, Trematoda, Opisthorchiida, Opisthorchiidae. The transcript has 15 exons. Gene Ontology annotation, molecular function: ionotropic glutamate receptor binding; synaptic receptor adaptor activity. The record is from RefSeq and is a predicted model, not a curated record.